Aphanomyces astaci is the source of this 972-nucleotide messenger RNA. RefSeq lists its product as hypothetical. Bases 1 to 423 code for a protein of 140 amino acids. The transcript has 4 exons. The record is from RefSeq and is a predicted model, not a curated record. Lineage: Eukaryota; Oomycota; Saprolegniomycetes; Saprolegniales; Verrucalvaceae.
AUGGAGAAACGGCCACCGAUGCACUCGACGGUAGCUUCAUCUGUGGACAUCACAGUGGCCGUCCACCAUCAUCGCCGCACUUCACUCUCCGCUGCCGCGGCCACACUACAACGUCCUCCAUCAUCGAUGUUAUCUACACUCCAUCGCCCGCCACGGUCGCCCCAGAUAGCAGCAGGCCAGUGCAGCGACGAUAAAGGAGUCCUCUACAACAUUCCUCCGUCCACCAUCUUCGCUGCACUCCAUCACCCGCCACCUCACAAUCGGCGGGGGAAGGCGGUGGAGUGCAGCGAAGAUGGUGGAAGGAGAAGUGAUGUGGCGUGGACCUAUGGAAAAGGAAGUGCAGCGACAAUGGAGUACGGCCACCACUUCACUCGACGGCAGCGGGCUGUGGGAAAAGCGAUGGCGGAAGACAUCGCAGUAUAGCGCAGCAGAGUGUAUGCAUUGGUGGACAUCACAGUGGUCGUCCGCCAUCAUUAACGUUACGCAACCCACUGUCCGCUGCAGCAAUACUACAAUGUACUCCAUCAUUGACGCACUCCUCCAUUCCGCUGCCUGCUACCGUCGCCGCAGAUAGCAAAAAGACGGUCACCGCUGCACUCGGCGGCGGUGGUGUACGGUGGAGUGCUGGAGUGUGGCCGCGACGGCCGACAGUGGGGUGUGGCUAUGGUAUUGUAGACGACCACUGUGAUGUCCACCAUCAUUGAUGUACUACACCUAGCGAUUCUAACGAGUGUCUCCCGCAGCCUCCGCGAUCGCAGAGACACUUGGGCAAGGAUAACGCGCCGCCAUCGCAUGGCCUAGCUUAGCACUGCAGUAAAACACGUCGUUUACCGAAAAUUCGUCGGCUUUACUGUUAAGCAAACCUUGCUCGGAAAACCAGCCAGAAGUUCCUCUGGUGUCCAAUCAAAAUGAACCAAACCCAUACGAUCCAUAAAAUCACCUCUAAUUAGAGCAUGGAAUUACUAAAAAGAG